CAGAGAGAGAGAGAGAUAGAUCUCUCACCGGCAGUAACCAUUUGGGACAGAGAAAAAAAAACAGCUGUUGUGAAUAGAGAAAUAGAAGCGUGGUUUGUGUGUUUGAACGUGAGAGACAAUGGUUGGACCUUCGCGGCCUCAGAUCGUUCUGUUUGGAUCCUCCAUCGUUCAGAUGAGCUUUGGACAUGGAGGUUGGGGUGCCAUUCUCUCCGAGGUCUAUGCUCGUAAGGCUGACAUCGUUCUGCGAGGAUAUUAUGGAUGGAACUCAACUCGUGCUUUGGAAGUUGUGGACCAAGUGUUCCCCAAGGAUGCUGAGGUACAACCUUCACUAGUAGUUGUGUAUUUUGGAGGAAACGACUCAAUGGCUCCUCACCCUUCUGGUCUUGGACCUCACGUCCCACUUCCUCAAUACGUUGAUAACAUGAAGAAUAUCGCUCUUCAUCUUCAGAGUCUUUCAGACUCAACUCGUAUCCUAUUCCUUAGUUGCCCUCCAGUGGAUGAGGCCAAAGUCCGUCAGAACCAAAGCCCAUACUUGAGCCAAGUGAUCCGCACGAACGAGCUCUGCAAGACUUAUUCAGACGCUUGUGUGGAGCUUUGCCAAGAGCUAGGCUUACAAGUAGUUGAUCUCUUCUCUACUCUUCAGAGAGCAGAUGACUGGGAAACCGUUAGCUUCACAGAUGGGAUUCAUUUGUCAGCACAAGGGAGCAAACUAGUGGCUGCAGAGAUACUGAGAGUGGUUAAAGAAGCGGAGUGGACACCGUCUCUUCACUGGAAAUCGAUGCCAACUGAAUUCUCCGAGGACUCACCUUAUGAUCUUGUUUCAGCAGAUGGCAAAAACACGGUGAAUUCUUCAGAGUGGACUUACUUCUGGGAAGAACAAUGGGAUUAAAAACAUUACAACCAUAACAAUAAGAAGACUCUUUACUAUAAUGUAGUGUUGUUUCCUUGGCUGUUUUCAGUUCUAACGUUAUUUGUUUAUCAGUGUUUGUUUUUGUUAUUUGUUUCUCCAAGAAGUACUGAUAGGAAUCAUCAAAGACUCGAAGUUUGUGAUUUUGGGUAUUUUCUUGAAUCUUACUACUAUCUAAUAAUCUCCA
Eruca vesicaria subsp. sativa (arugula) is the source of this 1094-nucleotide messenger RNA. The record is from the annotation of a GenBank genome assembly. Lineage: Eukaryota; Viridiplantae; Streptophyta; Magnoliopsida; Brassicales; Brassicaceae.